This is a messenger RNA of Aspergillus oryzae RIB40, 1200 nucleotides long. RefSeq lists its product as uncharacterized. Lineage: Eukaryota; Fungi; Ascomycota; Eurotiomycetes; Eurotiales; Aspergillaceae. The transcript has a single exon. The record is from RefSeq and is a predicted model, not a curated record. Bases 1 to 1200 code for a protein of 399 amino acids.
AUGGCUUCCAUUGAGAUUGAUGAAAGCACAAUCUCCAAUCAGACGACUCAAUAUGUCUACCUCAGUAGGGACCCGGCGCCAGCAUUGGCAAUUCCUCCUGGUAAGGAUUUGUUGAACUACACGGCAAAGAUUGAGUCUAUUUUCAUAUACGAGCCCAAUACUGAGUCUGAGACUUGUUACACGUUCGGUGGGUCCCUCUCGCUGGGGCCUGGCAGCAUUGCCGGAGUCGUUGGUAAUGGCGAACAGUUCUUCCUUCAGUAUUGCGUGGGAAGUGACCAGAGCCGGUAUAUGCUCCCACUGGUGAAAGCCUCCGGAGGCUACAAGCUGCACCGAGAUGUCACGUCUGAGGCCUUGAGAGACGAUACAAUCCUAGACCGCAUGCUGGAGGAACCGGACAAUAAUCUGGCCGAUCAUUUUGCGACGACGAUGUUCGCUAAGGGUGGCAAGAAGGACAAAGCCAAGGGCGCAGCUGCCCUCACAAUCCAAACCAGGGGAAGCAGCGGCGAUCAAGAGCACGAGAUCAAGAAGGCCAUCAAAAUGCUCAACUUUAUCGAUUCGAUGAUUAGUGUCUAUACCGCAAACAAAUUAUACCAAGAAGGCAACAAGCGAGGCAAACCGAUAAGUGCAAUUGAUGAAACCUCCCUGUACAUGAAAGUGACUGCCGAGGCCUACUUCGAUGCAAUCAACAACAAGCAAUUAGCUGCUGUCAUACAAAAGAAGUCCAUGGCGUCAGCCAAGUUCAGUCAAACCUGCAACAGAGCCGAUGUUCAUCCCCAAUUCAUCAAGCAAUUCGCGCAGGAUAUUAAACAGUUUGACCAAGCUGAAUACGCCACCCUGGACAAGAUACUUACGGAGCAAGUGCGCCAAAUCCUGGAUGGCAAUAUUCAGGUCAAUAAUACUCUUAGCUUUACACUUCUAGUAAAGCAACCCCUUCUCAAAAGUGUACCGGGCCUGAAAGAGCAAAUUGUGGAGCCGACUCUUAGGUUUUUCUAUAUCACGUCCACUGGCCGGACUUGGACCGAAGUUGUGAAGAACGGGAAAAGCCAGAGCAGCGUGCAGAAGGUCCAGCUCGAUUUUCAGUACAUUCCCCAGGUGGGCACGAUAAACCCGGACCUUUUCAAGCCGUUGAAGAAAGUAUACGGGAAGAAGAUUAUCAGUCAAGAUGCGGAUGAUAGCUUCAUCCAGCAAUACACCGUGUAA